AUGACGUCCUCGACCUCGACCUCGUCCUCGGCGUCGGCGUCGGCGUCGGUGUCGGCGUCUUCCGCCGCCAAAGACUUCGGCUCCGGCGACGACGCCGUCUCCACGACUUCGUCCAGCACCGCGUCGACGAUUUCCUCCGGGGACGUCGGCGCGCGCGCUUCUUCCUCCUCCGUCGCGCCGCCUCCUCGCGUCGGCGUGUGCGGCUCCGAGGAGGUCGCCGCCGCCGUCGCCGCCGCGGGCGCCGCCGCCGUCGGCGACACCGACGACGCGCGCGACGACGGCAGUGACAUCACCCCUCUCGGCGACGCGCCGCCGUCGUCCUCCGCCUUGGCCUUCGCCGCCUUGACGGCGGCGUCGGCGGCGUUGGCGCAGCGCAUCACUUCCGCGGCGUUCCUCGUGAGUUCCUCCUUCAAUCGCAUGUUCUCCAUCUGCAUCAUUCGCAUCGACCGCCGCUGCUCGUCCAUCGACCGCCGCUGCUCCGCGAGCAUCUGCAUCGCCUCUCGCAGCUCGUUCUUCAUCAGUUCGAGCUUCUCAGCGUCCACGGGCUUCUUCGCGGCGCGGACCGAGGAUCUUCUCUCUUCGCCGUCGCCGUCGCAAUCGCCGCGGUUCUUCUUCCUCCCGAACUUGGUGCGCACGACCCAUCGCGCGGCGCCGGAGAGGACGCCGAGGACCGCGCCCGCGGCGAUCUGCGCGAGAUCCACCUGGACUUUGCCACGUCCGUCGACGCCCUCGCGUCGUCGACGACGCGGCGACGAGCGUUUGUCGCUUUUCCCCCCCCCGCCGAAAUCGUCGUCGUUCGCGAUCGCGGACCCGUCGCGCCCGCCGCGCUUCCGCGGCGGCUCGACGCGGUGUUUCCCCGCGGGCGGCGCGGACGCGCGCUCGACGGCGAUGCGGGCCAUGCUCUCUCGCUCUCUCGCCUCUCGCGGAGGCGCGGACCGUGGCGGCGCGGACGCGAGUGCCGCGCGCGCGAGCGACCGCGACGACGCUCGUUCGCUCCGAGAUCUUUUUUCGCGCGACGAAACUGAUGAUGCUGGUAACUGGCGCGCUCGAAACGGCCGCGAGCGAGCCCGCCAACGCACGCAGAAGGCGAAGACGCCGCCGCGGAGGGCGCCGCUGUCAUCGCGACCGGCGUGGGGGAGCAAGGUGGCGAGGUCGAACGCGCGGAUGUGGUCCGCGGAGCCGAUCGACGCGCCCGCGGCGCGCGCGAAGAAGCCGUCGGUGCCGAGACGCGCGACGACGACGACGACGACGACGACGACGAACAAAUCGAAGCAUCCGACGACGCGGAAGACCGCGCACGAGCGCGCGGAGGCGGCCGCCGCGGAGGCGCGCGCGCGAUCGCCGCUGUAUCGCGCGUCGCCGAGCCCGGUCAAGGCGGUGAACUCGCCGAAGCGACGGCCGCUGUCCGCCGAGCCGACGCACGUGCGGUUCAUCGACCGCGACGACGACGACGACGACGACGAAUUCGACGACGCGUCGUCAGACCCUUCCGAGUCGGACGACGACGAAGGCGUCGACGCGGACCUCGCGGCGAUCUUCCAGACCCUAGACCGCGACGGCGACGGCGCGGUGAACAUCCGAGAGCUCGUCCUCGCGCUGCGCGCGAACCCGGACGUCGCCGCGCGGUUAGGUCUCGCGUCGCGGAUUCGGCAGGAGGACGGCAGCAGGGACGUCGUCGAGUCGUUCUUUCAACGCCUGGACGCGGACCACGACCGCAAGCUGACGCUCGACGAGUUCUCGUAUCUCGCCGAGCUCGAGGCCGCGGACGCCGCGAAAAAGAAGAAGGAGACCGCGCCGACCGCGCCGCCGCCGCCGCCGGCGGCGGCGAAGAAGAAAAAGAAGAGAACGCCGCCGGCGUCGCCGGUACGAGCUGAAACGCGCUCCUCGCCGGCGCGGAAGGCCCCCGUGCCGUCGCGCCCGUCCCCGCCCGUGCGCGUGCCGUUCGUCGUGGACGCGAGCCCACCCGCCGCCGCCGCCGGCGGCGACGACGACGACGACGACGACGACGUCCUCCCCGGAUCGAACAUUCGACGCGUGUCGAAAUCGAAAACCGGCGCCGGGACGCACGUGCGGUUCGCGUCCCCGGUGGUCGCGUCCGUCGACACACCGAACCGUCGCGGCGGUUCGUCGGAAGUCGAACCGUCGUCGCCGUUCCAAGGCGGCUUCGCGACGCCCACGGACGACGCGGCGCGGGGCGGCGUCGGCGUCCUCGCCCUCUCCCCCGAGACGCCGACGUCGGUCAGCGCCGCCGCCAAGGAGGAAAACGUCGACCCGGACGCGCUCCUCGUCGAAGGCGGCGAGCCGCGAGUGGACAUCCGCCAGCUGUGCGUCGCGCCGAACGGGGUGUUAUACCCGCUCACGGCGGAAUAUAAUAACGCCGGCGCCGGCGGCGCGACGCCCGGGGAAGACGCGAGAGAAGACAUCGCGUCCGCGAUCGCGUUCCUCGUGAAACUGGAGCUCGCGUGCGCGCGGGGGGACGCCGCGCGCGCCAAGGAGGAGACCGCGCGCGCCAAGGAGGAAGCCGCGGCGGCGGUGGAACGCGCCAACGCCGCCGUCGAUCGCGCGGAGAAGACUGAAAAAAGGCUCAGCGAGAAGACCGCGCCGCUCGACGUCGCGGUCGGCACCGCGCGCAUGGACGCGAUCGAAAAGAACCACGCCGGGAAGACGAAGAUGACGAAGGAGAUCGCGUCUCUUAAAGAGAAGGUGACGGCGCUCGAGAGGGACCUCGCGUCGGCGUCGACGGCGGCGGCGAAUUGGAAAGAAAAAGCGGAGACGCUCGAGCGUCGGUACGGCGCGUUCGACGGCGUCGUGCGCGACGCGCAGGAGGCGCGAGCGCGCGCGGACGCGUGCGAGGCGCGUGCGACCGCGGCAGAGAGCCGCGAGGCGAUCGCGCGCGCGUGCGCGCAAGACGCGGAGAUGGCGAGAGCGACGCUCGAGGGCGAGCUCGACGCGAAGGUUCAAAACGCAGUCGCGUCCGCGGCUGUGGAGAAGGAACGCGCGCUCGAAGACGUCGUCCGCGGCUUGAAGAACGAGCUCGCGGAGGCGAAGGCGACGCGCGACCGCGCGGUCGGCCUCGCCGCCGCCGCGGAAGAGCACGAGGCGGAGGUGUACGCGGGCGAGGCGCUCAGGCUGCGGAAAGAAGCGCACGACGCGCGACGCGCGGAGGCGGCGACGCGACGCGAGUUGGAAGACCUCCGCCGCGACGCCGCCGCGUCGUCGACGGCGAAGGACGCGGCGCUCAACGACGCGCGCGGCGCGCUCGACGCCGCGCAGGGCCGCGCGCGAGCGAUCGAGCGCGCGGCGAACGACGAGAUCGAGACGCUGAGAGGCGCGCUGCGCGCGGCGAGGGAGGCGACGGAGAUGGAGCGCGCGUCGAUCAGCGUCGGCGAGGCGAAGCGCGCGCGCGAACGCGCCGAGGAGGAGCAGCGCACGCGGCGGAAACUCGCGGAAGCGUUGACGGAUCUCGAGCAGGCGCGGCGGGCCGAGGGGGAGGCGCGGGCGAGGGAGGAGGACGUCAUGGCGAAGUGCGUGGAGAUGAUGGAGGCGAGGGACGAGCAGAUUCGACGCGCGAGGGAUCUGGCGGCGACGCAAAUUCGCGCGGCGGAGGACGACGCGGCGAGGGACGCGCGCGUCGCUCGGAACGAGUGCUCGGACGCGAAGCGGCAGUUACGCGAGGCGGAAACCGCCGCGGAGAGUGCGUUACUCCGUGCGGAAGCCGCGGUGAACGAGGAACGACGACGACGUCUCCACGCGGAGGAGGAAGCCGCGCGUUUACGACGCGAGGCGCGGAGCGCGAAGGUGGACGCCCUGAGCCCGAUCCCGACGGGUCAACGCGAUCGUCGACAACACCCGCAGCCGCGGUCGCAGCAGCCGCGCGCGACGAGCGCCGCGCCGGUGGAGGGGUUCGGCGGGUACGACGACGCCGAGCGCGUGCGCAGGCAGCUCGCGGAGCUGAGAGAGCACCCCGCGGCACGAGUCGCCGCGGAGGCGUUUCACGACGUCGGCGGCGGCGGAGGCGGCGGAGGCGGCGCGUCGAGUUUUUCCCCGGAGAGCGAUCGCGACGGCGAGCUCCGCGGAGACGACGCGACGCCGUCGGCGACGGUUUCAAACGGGAAAAACGCCGCCAAUCCCGCGCCGUGGACGCCGGGGUACAUGGGCGUCGCGUCCCCCGCGCAGAGGGCCGCGCUCGUGGACGAGCUCUGCGAGAGCAUCCAGGCGUUGUGA
Messenger RNA from Micromonas pusilla CCMP1545, 4224 nucleotides. RefSeq lists its product as uncharacterized. Gene Ontology annotation, molecular function: calcium ion binding. The coding region runs from base 1 to 4224 and encodes 1407 amino acids. The record is from RefSeq and is a predicted model, not a curated record. NCBI's taxonomy places the organism in Eukaryota, Viridiplantae, Chlorophyta, Mamiellophyceae, Mamiellales, Mamiellaceae. The transcript is spliced from 4 exons.